ACCCACUUCCACUUUCCACCAUCCAGAGUCAGCUGUUGUGCCAGUGUUAGCACUCUGAGAGUGCGUCAUGUCAUAAUAUUUUCAUCAGGACAUCACCCAACUCCACUUUAAAAUGGAUCCUUCGUAACAAAAGUUUGUUAAAUAUAUAUUUUUUACAAAGUAAUGAUAUAAUAUUUUGUAUGAGUACAGUAUUGACGUUGCAUUUUUAUUUUGGUGUUUCAUUUAUUAGUGGUUAAUUAACAGAAAUAAAUCAAUAACAGUAAUUUUCACCAUGUGAUUUAAAGUACAAAGGGAAGUUAUUUUUAAGACUUUUACUCUUAUAACAUGAGCUGACAUCUGUACAGAUUGUUCCAGUUUUCACCAGUUUUUUAAACUAUGAAGUAUACCAAGUGCUAUAUACAUUUUUGAUGGUGUGAAUUGUAAAUGUCAAUGUGAUUACUUAUAUCAGACAUGUGCUUAAUAGGGGUGUUAUUUUUGUUGGUGACAUGUUAUGCACACGAGAAGGAGAAUUUAAUUAUUGGUGGGCUGUUUGAAGAAGAUAGAGGCUACUCCCGAAAAGCGUUUGUUCAUGCCACUGAAUGGGUAAACGAAAAAAACAUCUUGCCCCAGUUCAAAUUGGUGCCUAUGACACAAGAAGUUGAUUCUUUUGACAGUUAUAAGAUGUCAGUGAAAGUAUGUGAAAUGAUGGAGAGUGGGAUCGGAGGAGUGUUUGGCCCUCACUCUGCGGACACAAGUGACCAUGUCCAGUCCAUCUGUGACGCAAUGGAAAUACCUCAUGUCGAAGCUAGGUGGGACUCGAGGCAGAGGAGAGGAUCUUGUCUGGUCAAUCUGUACCCUCAUCCUUCUACCAUGGCCAAGGUAUUUGUAGACCUGGUGCGAGUUUACGAGUGGGAAAGCUUUACGCUGGUAUACCAAGACAACGAUGGUCUGAUUCGUCUAAAUGGCCUGCUUACGUACUACGACCAUAAGGGCUUCCCUGUGACAGUGCGCCAACUGGACGAAGGCAAGAAUUACAGGCCAGUGUUUAGGAGAAUCAAGAAUACCAAUGAGAAGAACAUUGUAUUGGAUUGUUCAGCUGAUAUCUUAUACACUGUGUUGCUUCACGCCCAACAAGUUGGCCUGAUGGGCUCAGACUACAACUAUAUCAUUACUUCUUUUGACUUCCAGACGAUCGACUGGCAUCCAUUCAUGUACGCAGGAACCAACAUCACAGGAAUUCGAUUCUUUGAUCCCUCCUGUAGUCAGAUCGAAGAUCUCAUUCAGUUCUGGAGUAAACGAGAUGAAAACAUGAAAAUAACAAAUAAAACUUUGCGUGCAGAGGUCGCUCUGAUCCAUGAUGCAGUGUUGUUGUAUGCAAAGGCUGUAGAUCACCUGACUAAAAGUCAUGUUGUUCAGUCUAAACCACUUGACUGUGGCAACAAUGACAGUUGGGAGCACGGGUACAGCAUUAUCAACUUCAUGAAGGUGACCGAAAUAACUGGAUUGACUGGACUGAUAAAAUUUGACAAUGAGGGAUUCCGGACUGACUUCCGGCUGGACAUUGUCGAGUUGACUGCUGAAGGGCUGUUGAAGAAGGGAACUUGGAACUCUACAGAGGGCGUUAACUUCACUCAGACUGUAGAGACUCAGAAUGAAGUUGAUCUGAAAUUAGACCUAAAGAAUGUCACAUUUGUUGUAAUGAUUUCUUUGGUGGAUCCACAUGCCAUGUUCAGGGAAGAGACGGAGAAGCUGGAAGGCAAUGAUAAAUACGAGGGAAUGGGAAUUGACGUGAUCCACGAGCUUUCUCUCAUGAAUGGCUUCAAUUACACAUUCAAGGAACAUAAAGGAGGGAGUGGCAACCCGGACAAGGUCACCGGCAAGUGGGAUGGCAUGAUCGGGGAGGUCUUGGCAGGGAGGGCUGAUUUGGCCAUUGCUGACAUUACGAUAACAGAAGAGCGUGAAAAGGAUGCUGACUUCACUAUGCCUUACAUGAAUUUGGGGAUCAGUAUUCUAUACAAGAAACCGUCAAAGUCUCCGAGCCUGUUUUCAUUCAUGUCGCCCUUCAGCAAUGACCUAUGGAGGGCCCUGAUAGCUGCUUAUGUCGGUGUCUCUAUCCUUAUGUACAUCAUAGCCAGGAUCAGCCCUAAAGAGUGGACAAACCCCUACCCAUGUGUGGAUGAAUCCGAGUUGGAAGAGUUGGAGAACCAGUUCAGUCUGAACAACUCUUUUUGGUUUGUCACUGGCUCGAUCAUGCAACAGGGCUCUGAGUUGGCCCCCAUUUCAGCGUCAACACGAAUGCUGGCGAGUGUCUGGUGGUUUUUCAUCUUGAUCAUUGUGUCAUCUUACACAGCCAACCUGGCAGCCUUCCUCACCAUUGAACAGAAUGAAGAAAUCUUCAGUGACGUGACCGAACUUGCCAACCAGAGAGCUGAUGCUCCCAAUUUUGUCAAAUAUGGAGCCAAAGCUGGUGGGGCUACUGAGGGUUUCUUCAAGGCCUCUAACCACACGAUGUACCAGAAGAUGUGGCAUUAUAUGCAGGAGAACUAUGACGAUGUGAUGAUGAAGUCCAACAAGGAUGGAGUUAACCGUGUGUUGAGUGGCACCGACUACGCAUUUCUCAUGGAGUCAGCAUCCAUUGACUACGAGGUCCAACGUAACUGUGAUCUGCGACAGGUUGGCCAACCUCUCGACAGCAAGGGUUAUGGCAUCGUAAUGGCUAAACGAGCUUGGUACAGAAACAUCCUGAGCAGCAGUGUGAUAAAACUACAGGAGAAAGGAAAGUUCACUCAGCUCUACAAGAAGUGGUGGAAGGAGAAACGAGGAGGAGGGGCCUGUGAUGAUAGUUCAGCAGUGGGAGGAGAGGCUGUGUCCUUGGACUUGGACAAUGUCGGUGGAGUGUUUCUGGUGCUGGUGUUUGGUUCAACCUUUGCUGGUUUCAUAGCUCUGGGUGAACUGAUGUAUGAGAUCUAUGUUAAGGAAGACCGGGGGUCUUUCUUCCAAGAGUUGAAGAGAGAGCUCAAGUUUGUCAUACGCUGCAAGGGUACCGUCAAACAGCUCAAGGCAUCUUCCGAAGAAGAAAACACAUCAGAGGAAGAAAAUACUGACCAUGAGAGAAAAUUUGCUCUAUCGUAGUGUUAAAAGCACUGUAUGUUGUGAUGUUUUAUAGCUGUACUAAAGUAUUGUUUACUGUUA
This is a messenger RNA of Homalodisca vitripennis (glassy-winged sharpshooter), 3171 nucleotides long. Its product is annotated as glutamate receptor ionotropic, kainate 2-like. Lineage: Eukaryota; Metazoa; Arthropoda; Insecta; Hemiptera; Cicadellidae. The transcript has 17 exons. Gene Ontology annotation, molecular function: glutamate-gated receptor activity; transmitter-gated monoatomic ion channel activity involved in regulation of postsynaptic membrane potential. The coding region runs from base 451 to 3111 and encodes 886 amino acids. Gene Ontology annotation, cellular component: plasma membrane; postsynaptic membrane. The record is from RefSeq and is a predicted model, not a curated record. Gene Ontology annotation, biological process: synaptic transmission, glutamatergic; monoatomic ion transport; modulation of chemical synaptic transmission.